AUGAAUCAAUGGUUCCAAAAAUUAUUUCGACUGACCAGUAACACUACAAGCCACAUCCCCUCCAACUAUGAAAAAUUAAGUCGAGGUCAGUUAAUUCAAAAGAUUCAGACAUUGGAGAAUCGAUUAAAAAGAAAUGACGUUUUGCCACCCAAUAAACCUGGUCGAAAACCUUUCGACGUAAACCGUUAUGUAGAACGUCGCAUUGCGUUAAAGGUAGCUUAUCUCGGCUGGAAUUACUCUGGAUUUGCAUCACAGGGCGACGAGAAUACAACUCCAACCGUUGAAGGACAGUUGUUCAAAGCAUUGACAGCCUGUAAAUUGAUUCAGCAGGCCGACAAUUGUCAAUUCACUCGAUGCGGAAGAACCGAUAAAGGCGUUAGUGGACUAGGACAAGUAGUGGCACUAAAUGUCCGAGGUACUAACAGUAAAUCUGACACUGUCAAGGAUCCCUUACCGUAUGUUGAAAUUUUAAAUCGAUUGCUGCCUGACGAUGUUCGUAUUUUGGCCUGGGCGCCCGUCGGUCCUUCAUUUAAUGCACGAUUUGAUUGUAAAUCAAGAACAUACAAAUACUUUUUUGAGAAAGGCCAACUGGAUUUAGAAUUGAUGAGAACUGCUGCUAGUUAUAUGACUGGAUCUCAUGAUUUUAGAAAUUUCUGUAGGCUGGAUCCAUCAAAAAAUAUCACCUGCUACGAACGAACCGUUUUGUCAUUGGAAAUUAAGCCACUGAGUGACGAUUUUUACGAGGUUGAGUUAAAAGGAACAGCGUUUUUAUGGCAUCAGGUUCGAUGCAUUAUGGCCAUUUUGUUCUUGGUGGGGCAAAAAUUGGAAAAACCAGAAAUCGUGAAAAACCUGUUAGACAUUGACCUAGUACCGGCAAGACCCAACUAUCCUAUGGCAAGUGAUUUGCCACUCAUGCUUUAUGACUGCGAAUUUGAAAAUAUGAAUUGGAUUUACGCAAACGAAAAUAAUACAGCAAAAAUCACUACUCCUUUAAAAACAUAUCGACAUUUUCAUGAGUUGUGGAAUACACAUAUUAUCAAAGGGCACUUAUAUAGGACUGUGUUACAACAAAUUGAAAGCAAGGCUAUUAAUGAUGGUACAGAUGUAAGAGGCCGUAUCAAUGCAAGUGACAAUAAGCAAUCGACGGUUCUAUUAGGAGCAGGUAGAACUCUUAAAUCCGCUAAAUACAAACCAUUAUUGAGUAGACCUAAAGCAGAUUCUGACCAGCGUUAUUUUAUUGCAGAAAAGACUCGACUCAGGUCGUACAAAAAAGCAGAAUAUGACCCAGGCAUUCUGUAUAUGAAUUACAUCACUUCUUCUAGAAAGUACUUUUGGGAUGUUAUUGACCUGAAGUCAUCAUGAUUAUGCUUCUACCCCAUGACUAAAUAUAGGCCGUAUCCAUUGUUCUGUUGAUAUGUGCCUAUGUGCCUAUGUACCUCUAUGCAGUGUCCGUCAAGGCUGCAGAAAGUUGUAUUUAAACAAGUGUGGAAUAAAAAGAACGUUUUCAAUAGAAAGAAAAAAAAAGUGUUUAUUUGGAGGGGGGAUACAUGGUAUUUUUUUAUACAAAUUAUG
Messenger RNA from Mucor mucedo, 1572 nucleotides. Its product is annotated as pseudouridine synthase. Bases 1 to 1362 code for a protein of 453 amino acids. NCBI's taxonomy places the organism in Eukaryota, Fungi, Mucoromycota, Mucoromycetes, Mucorales, Mucoraceae. The record is from RefSeq and is a predicted model, not a curated record. Gene Ontology annotation, molecular function: RNA binding; pseudouridine synthase activity. The transcript is spliced from 2 exons. Gene Ontology annotation, biological process: mRNA pseudouridine synthesis; tRNA pseudouridine synthesis. Gene Ontology annotation, cellular component: nucleus; cytoplasm.